AUGAUUUCUCGAAAUCGCUCCGGUCGGCGCAGAAGUGCUGCUCUAGCCUUCGUCGUUGUAACUGUUCUCGUCCUCAACUACGCAGGCCUCUUGUCAUUACCGUUCAGUUUCGAAGAACCCCCACAACCCGAUCGCCCGGACUUUUAUCAUACACCACCAUGUUCCCCAACUCUCGAUCAUCUACGACGCCCCUCGUACGGCCUAACGAGAGACAUUAUAUACCAGAAGCGCUGCAUCCGCCCUGUCGUAGACAAGAAGCUUGAUAGCCAAGUUGUAUCGCAGAACCCUGAUGCCUUGAUCAAGAGCGGCCAAAUCGUUCAACUUGACCAGGCUUGUGAAGGAUGGACCGAAUCGACUUGCGAACCAGUCACUCUCAAGGUACCUCCGCCGUACCCUCAGCAGGACUACUCUGGAUUCUUGUUUGGUGUUGCAACAAGUCUUGAUCGAUUGAACGAAUCCAUGUCGCAGUUUGAGAGUUGGCUCGGGAAUACACAUGCGCAAUUACUUGCGGUUAUCACCGAUCCCGGCGACGAGUCCAAGUACAAACAAGUCACUGAGCAGUUCCGUCAGCGCGGGAUCGAACUCAGCAUCAAGGAUCCAUGGAACAAGGCCAUCACAUCCAACGAGCAGCACUUUGCAAUCGUCCGCGAUCUUCUGGCGCACGCUACUCCAAAGACGCAGUGGACUGCCAUUGUCGACGACGAUACCUUCUUUCCUUCCUUGUAUCCCAUGAGCAAGAUUCUAGGCAAAUAUGACCACAAGCUUCCAGCAUACGUGGGUGGGUUGUCGGAGAACUACGAUGCAGUCAAACACCAUGGCUACAUGGGUUUUGGAGGAGCAGGAAUCUUCCUCAGCCCAGCCCUUCUUCGCGAGCUUGACCCUCAUCUGGAGGAAUGCCUCAAAGUUGAUCAUGUGCCUCAAGGCGAUGGUCUUCUCAAGCAAUGCAUCUACAGCAAGACCAAGACAAAGCUCACUGUUGUAAAAGGGCUUCACCAGUUGGAUAUGGGCGGAGACAUGAGCGGUUUCUAUGAGUCCGGUCGUCUGCCAAUGACUUUGCAUCACUGGAAGUCGUGGCACCAGGCCCCUGUUGACAAGAUGGUCAAGAUCUCCGAAUUUUGUGGAAGUUGUUUCCUGCAACGCUUCGCUUUUGGCUCCGACACUGUUUUGACAAAUGGAUACAGCAUAGUCCGAUACUCUGCAGGCUUGGAAAGUGUGGACUUGAACAAGAUGGAAGGAAGCUGGGAGGGCGCUGAAGGUUUCGACUGGAGUCUGAGCCCAAUGAGAUCGAAGAUGGAUCGUCGCUUGAAGAAGAGCUAUUAUCUAGUCGAUACCGAAGUGGUUGGCAAGAAUAUUCGGCAAAUUUACAUUCACCGUCUCGAGGAUGAUAUCCCCGGCCCGGACGAGAAAUCUAAAGGCCCCAGGAAGACGCCACCCAAGAUCGAAGAGAUGAAGGAUGAAGUGAUAGAACUGAUGUGGGAAUUAUGA
This is a messenger RNA of Fusarium tjaetaba, 1485 nucleotides long. RefSeq lists its product as uncharacterized. Gene Ontology annotation, molecular function: acetylglucosaminyltransferase activity. The record is from RefSeq and is a predicted model, not a curated record. The coding region runs from base 1 to 1485 and encodes 494 amino acids. NCBI's taxonomy places the organism in Eukaryota, Fungi, Ascomycota, Sordariomycetes, Hypocreales, Nectriaceae. The transcript has a single exon.